AUGGCCGAGAAAGGAACGUACCGAAGCCCCGAGGGCGGAAACCGAACUUGGGAAUACUUGGCAACGUUUGCUUGCUCCUUCCUGAUGUACUGCGUGGGCGCCGCUGGCGGCUGGAGCUCGCCCAACAGCGUCAAGCUCACCGGUCCGGACUCGCCUUUGAAGCUCAGCCAGGCCGAGCUCUCCACCCUGAUGUCGCUCCUAGCUCUGGGCCAGACUCUGGUGCCGCCCGUGAAUUUCCUCAUAGUCGAUCGGAUCGGCCGGAAGAACACCAUGAUAGCCGCGGGUCUGCCUCUCUGCCUGUCCUGGCUCCUCAUGAUACUGUUCGCCGAUAACCUUUGGAUCCUGUACCUUACGCGAUUCUUGGCCGGCAUGUCUCAGGGCAUCAGCUACUGCGUCUGCCCGAUGUACAUAGGCGAGAUCGCCUCCACGAGUGCCCGCGGCGUCGCCAAUGUCCUCCUCAUCAUAAUGCAGAAUCUCGGCAUGCUCCAGUCCUUCGUCAUCAUUCCCCUGCUCAGCGGCUCGGCCAACGCCUGGAUCAAUCUCGGCCUCGUGGCCGUCUAUCUGCUUGCCUUCUCCCUCAUGCCCGACUCCCCUUACUACCUGCUGAUGCGAGGUCGGGCGGACGAGGCCGAGGCUGCCCUGGAGAAGCUGCAGGGCAAGCUGGACGUCGAGGACGAGCUGCAAGAGAUUCAGGCCGCUGUGAGGGAGGCCGAUCUGCUGAAGAAGACCAAGACGCCGAUGUGGAAGCUGCUGUCUACCCGGGCCAGUGUCAAGGCCAUCUGUAUUCUCGCCCUGUUCUCCUCGACCUAUCAUCUGUGCGGCUACUCGGCCAUCAUGGCCUACGGCCAGAGGAUAUUCAGCAAGCUCGAGUUCAAGCUCGCCGGCCAGGAGCUCAGCGACUACACCAUCAACAUCGCCAACGGCGUCGUGCAGCUGAUCUCGGUGCUGCUCACGACUCUGCUGGUCGACCGCUGGGGACGCAAGCCCCUCGUCGCCUUCUCCGGCGGACUCGCCGGCGCCUGCAAUCUCACCAUCGGUGUCUACUUCUACCUCCAGGAGUACCUACAUCUCGACGUCUCGGCCUACUCAUUCAUCCCCGUGGUGGCCAUCUUCCUCACCGUGUUCGCCUUCAACAUCGGCUUGCUCACCGUCCAGGGCGUCAUGAUAUCCGAGCUGUUCGCACCGCAGAUCAAGGCCAUCGGCGUGUGCAUAGCGACGACCAACGGCGGCCUGCUCUGCUCGAUCGGAGUCAAGAUGUACCUGAUGGUCGCCGAGACUUUCGGAUACGGGCACACCGUACCGUUUCUCGGGGCGUGCGGCCUCGUCUGGUUCAUAACGGCGCUGCUGCUGCGACUGGCGCCCGAGACCAAGGGCAAGAGUCUACUGGAGAUACAGAGGGACCUCGUCAAGUCGUAA
This is a messenger RNA of Trichogramma pretiosum, 1416 nucleotides long. Its product is annotated as facilitated trehalose transporter Tret1-like. NCBI's taxonomy places the organism in Eukaryota, Metazoa, Arthropoda, Insecta, Hymenoptera, Trichogrammatidae. The coding region runs from base 1 to 1416 and encodes 471 amino acids. Gene Ontology annotation, cellular component: membrane. Gene Ontology annotation, molecular function: transmembrane transporter activity. The transcript is spliced from 3 exons. Gene Ontology annotation, biological process: transmembrane transport. The record is from RefSeq and is a predicted model, not a curated record.